AUGGUCACUGUUGAGAAGCUAUGCACCAACCCAAUGCCUAGGCCACCCUUCAAAGCAAUUUUGGAACUCCUUUCUGGAAUGGCCAUCAAAGCUAUCAUCAUACAACUGACAGGUUCUCCAAAUUCGUUUCUACAAGUCAUAGUUCCAGAGAAAAUCCAAACAAAUACAAGUGACAGUUCAGAAAUAGACUAUGAACAGAUAUCUUAUAGUAUUCCAAUAGAUGAAUGGCCAUAUACUAUACACCUCAAGCAAAGAUAUUUUGUAGCGGAUAAUUUUAUGAUUUAUUUGUAUAAGCAGGGAUCUGUGAAUUCUCAUUCUUCAAAUAUUCAGACUCGUUGCUACUAUCAAGGACAUAUUGAAGGAUAUCCGAAUUCCUAUGUCACACUCAGCACAUGUUCCGGACUGAGAGGAAUACUGCAAUUCAAAAAUGUUUCUUAUGGAAUUGAGCCUAUGGCAUCUGAAAUUGAAUUUCUGCAUCUUCUUUAUAAAUUAAAGAAAGAAAAUGAUGAAUAUUCAAUUUUUAGUAACAGAGACAUAGAAAAAUACCCAAUGGACUCUAACAUUUUUAUAAGUGAAAAAUCAGAACAAGAUUUUCCAGAUUUAAUUCCUCUUUAUCUAGAAAUACAUAUUGUGGUGGACAACUCUUUGUAUGAUUAUUGGGGCUCUGAUAGUGUGAUCAUAACACAUAACAUCAUCGAAAUUCUUGGCCUUGUAAAUUUAAUAUUCACUCAAUUUAAAGUCACCGUUGUGCUGUCAUCAUUGGAUUUGUGGUCAGAUAAAAAUAAGAUUUCUACAGAUGGUGAGGCAGAUGAGUUAUUGCGUAGAUUUUUAGAAUGGAAACAGUCUUAUCUUACCCUAAGGCCUCAUGAUACUGCAUAUCUAUUCAUAUAUAGAGAUUAUCCAAAUUACAUGGGAGCAACAUUUUCUGGAAAAAUAUGUGUUACUAGUAAUUCUGCAGGAGUUGUAUUGGAAUGUGGAGCUAAUAGCUGUUGUGAUCCUGAAAAUUGUGUGCUCAGACAUGGAGCACAAUGUUAUACAGGACCAUGUUGCACAAACUGUCAAUUUGCAGGCACAAAUGUUGAAUGUAGGCCCAAAGCACAUGCUGAAUGUGAUGUCAGUGAGUUUUGUAAUGGAUCCUCAUCACUGUGUGUUCCUGAUAUAACUAUACAAAAUGGAAAUGGAUGCCAAAAUAAUAUAUAUGUUUGUUUUAAUGGUGAAUGUUCUGAUCCUGAUAAACAUUGUGAGUCUAUAUAUGGAAAAGGUUCCAGACAGGCUCCAUUUGCCUGCUAUGAAGAAAUACAUUCUCAUACUGAUACCUUUGGUAACUGUGGUAAGGACAGUAGGAGUAGAUACGUAUCAUGUCCUUGGAGGGGUUAUAUAUGUGGAAGAUUAGUUUGUACCUACCCUACUCAAGCUCCUUUCUAUCCACAACAUGGUGAUGUGAUUUAUGCUUACGUACGAGGUACUGUAUGUAUAAGUAUGGAACACCCGGCGAAUCAACCAGGACCAGAUCCAUUAAGAGUGAAAAGUGGCACUCCUUGUGAUACUGGCAGGAUUUGUUUAGGCCAUACAUGUAGUGAAUUAAGGAUAAUUAGGAAUGAAAUAGAGACUUGUUCACAAAAGUGCUUUGGACACGGAGUGUGCAAGUCCAACAUGGAAUGCAAUUGCACUGGUGGCUAUUUGCCUCCGAACUGUGAAUCACUUUCCAGAGAAUCUCCUGAAUUUCCUGAAGAAGAUUUAGGUUUAAUUGAGGAAAAAGCUUCUAGGAAGACUAAAAUAACCUGGCUCCUAGGUGUCUGCACUUUUCUUGUUAUUAUUGUAAUAGCCAUGGUAGCUUUGACAUGGAAUUGUUUGAAAAAGUGGUUCAUUAAGGAAGAGGAAUCCAAAACCGUUGUGGUCCGAGGGAAAAAAGCUGGGACCACCCCUUUUGCGGUCCGUGUUCAGUUUAUUUCCAGAGUGGGAGGGGCCAGAGCCUCCGCCGCCGCUGCUGUUGCCACCGACCCUUGCGGGGAGACGUUCAAAAGAUUUUUCAGUUUUGUUUCUGAUGGGGGAGGGGUUAUAACUGCUGCCGCUGGAGCAGAACGUUCAAAAGACUCUUCAGUGUUUGCAAGACGGGAACCGAUUCAUCCUGCCUGUCACCGCGUCAGUGCAGCUCCAGAAAGACUUCCAAAAUUACGGUUCCGAAGGAGAGUCCCUUCCCCUUGA
Molecule: messenger RNA, 2205 nt
Organism: Otolemur garnettii (small-eared galago)
Lineage: Eukaryota; Metazoa; Chordata; Mammalia; Primates; Galagidae
Product: disintegrin and metalloproteinase domain-containing protein 32-like
Exons: 19
Coding region: 1-2205 (734 amino acids)
Biological process (GO): cell adhesion; binding of sperm to zona pellucida; proteolysis
Cellular component (GO): plasma membrane
Molecular function (GO): metalloendopeptidase activity
Source: RefSeq, a predicted model, not a curated record